UUCAGAUCGAACGAAAAAACAUUAGAAUGUGUGUUCUAUGUGUUCGUUUAGAAUUAUCUCAUAAAUAAAAAAAUUUCUCCGUUUUGUUUCGCGUGAUCAUGACAAUUGCAACUCGGAUAUGCACAACCAAUUCUUUGUGGAUGGAUCAGCAAUUGUCAAAAUUUGCUUUUCACAUUUACAGAUGAAAUUUCAGGAAAAUCACGCGUGAAGAAAAAUCCUGCAGAGUUGGAGCUAUAAAUAUGUGUUGGUUUUCAGGCUUCAAUUGCACCACCAUCGAGCAUAAACUUUCCUACUUCUUUCUCUCCUUUGUAGUUCAUUUUGCCUUUUUCUUUUUUCGUUUCCCUCCUAACAUUCAAAUAUACAUGUGUUAUUCUUUUUCGUAAACUAUGUUUCCACAUACAUAUUAGUGAAAUUUUUGAGUUACCAAUGGAUGGAUGUGAAAGAUCGAACCACGUAAUAAAUCUUUAGUGUCCAUUUGUCCUUUAUUUUCUUUUCUAUGUUAUGAUCAUUUUUCUAGCUUCUAGAUUUACCUUGGUAUUUGAAGUUCCGAAAGUGCAACCAGUACAAGAAAAUAACAUUACUAAUUCAAAUUGUUUUCACUUCCUAAAACCAAGCGAAAAUUUCUGUUUCUCAGAAAUGAUCAUCCUUUGUUCUGUACAUUUUUCAUUAUCACUACAGAUUGGGAAAAUUGCAUAGUUUUUUCUUCAUGGCAAAUCUAAUUCCCAUUUUAGCUCUUGUUUUGCUUUUCUUGCAAAUUUCAACCACAGAAACCCACCCUUUAGAUCCCCUUAGCCCGACAGAAAUCAAUCAAAUUAGCCUCAUUGUUAAGAAAUCCUAUCUGGGCUCUUUUCCAAAUGCGACAUUUCAUUUCGUUGACCUAGAAGAACCAGACAAAGAAGAUGUCCUCAAAUGGUUAUCUUCACAUGAACAAAAAAACCAAUCUUUUCCUCUCAGGAAAGCCAAGGUGGUGGUCCGAACCAAAGGCAAAACUCAUGAACUUGUUGUUGAUUUAGCAUCUAAUUCAAUCUUGUCUGGUCAAGUUUACACCGGCCAUGGAUUCCCUUCAUUGACUUUUGAGGAGCUUUUCCAAGCAACCCAGCUGCCAAAAAUGGAUUCUCGGUUUAAAGAUUCGAUUUUGAGAAGAGGGUUGAAUGUAUCAGAGGUGACUUGUAUUCCAUUGACAGUUGGAUGGUUUGGUGAGAAUGUGAAACAGAGAAUUGUUAGGCUUUCUUGUUUCUACCGUGGAGGAACUACUAAUAUUUGGGCACGUCCAAUUGGUGGGAUAAGUGUUACAGUUGAUGUUGAAUCAAUGCAAAUUGUCAAUUUUGUGGAUAAAGAUUUGGAAGUAUUGCCUAAAGCUGAAGGAAGUGAUUUCCAAUCAUCAAAUCAGAUACCUAAACCUGAUACUAGUCAUAGUAGUACUAAUAACUUUAUGAAUGUCACCAUCAAUGGCAAUGAAGUUCAUUGGGCUAAUUGGAAAUUCCAUGUUGGAUUUGAUGCUCGAGCCGGGAUAAUCAUAUCGACAGCUUCAGUUUUUGAUGCGGAAGCAAAAAAGUUUAGGAAUGUGUUGUACAGAGGCCAUGUAUCAGAGACAUUUGUUCCAUACAUGGAUCCUACUUCUGAAUGGUAUUAUAGGACAUUCAUGGAUGUUGGCGAAUUCGGUUUUGGCCGGUCUGCGAAUACUCUUGUUCCGAUGAUAGAUUGUCCAGGAAAUGCAAUGUACAUGGAUGGUUAUAUGGCAGGUUUGGAUGGACAGGCACAACCUAUUCCAAAAUCAAUCUGCAUUUUCGAAAAGUAUGCUGGUGAUCCUGCUUGGAGGCAUACAGAAGUUGGUGUACCAGGAAAAGUGAUCAUUACAGGACAACAAGAAGUUAAUUUGGUUGUUAGGAUGGUUGCUACUGUUGGAAACUAUGAUUAUGUUCUUGAUUGGGAAUUCAAGCAAACUGGUUCCAUCAAAGUUGGGGUCAGCUUAACUGGAGUGAUGGAAAUGAAGCCAGUUCCAUACACAUCAAGUGAUGAGAUUAAAGAAACUGUAUAUGGAACACUUGUGGCUGAGAACACAAUUGCUAACAACCAUGAUCACUUCUUAACAUACUAUCUUGACCUUGAUGUUGAUGGUAUCAAAAACUCAUUCAUGAAAGCCAAGCUGAAGACCAAGAGGGUGAAGGACAAGAACACUUCACCAAGGAAGAGCUACUGGGGAGUCGAAAAAGAAACUAUCGAAACAGAAGCCGAAGCCAAGAUUCAACUAGGCUUUGAGCCUGCUGAGCUACACAUUGUCAAUCCUAAUAAGAAAACAAAGAUUGGAAAUCACGUCGGGUAUAGGCUAAUUCCCAGCGCGCCAGCGAUUUCCCUCUUGGCGGAUGAUGAUUAUCCACAGAUUCGCGCUUCUUAUACUAAAUAUCAAGUAUGGAUAACCCGCUAUAACAGAUCAGAAAGAUGGGCUGGAGGAUUUUAUGCUGACAGAAGCCAAGGAGACGACGGAUUAGUAAUUUGGUCUCAGAGGAACAGACCAAUUGUGAAUGAAGACAUUGUUCUCUGGCACACCAUUGGUUUACAUCACGUUCCUUAUCAGGAAGACUUCCCUGUAAUGCCAGUCAUAAGUGGCAGUUUCGAGCUUCGACCAACAAACUUCUUUGAAAGAAAUCCAUUGUUGAAACCUUAAUUUCCCAGAAACCACAAAGAACACAACUAACUUGAAGCUACAACUAAAGUUUAUCCAACAGUACAUUGUUGUUUAGAGAAGCAGCUUUUCACAGCCUACACAGCUUCACUGCUCAAAUUAGACGGCUGAAGAAGGCGUGACACCAUGAAGAUUUGGGGAUCCAAGCUUUCCGGAAAGCACAGUUCAUGAAGGCCGGUUGCAUUAUCAUUAUUCUCGUACUUGAUUUUGCAGCUAAAGCUUGGUGUUUUGUAGACUAUAUACAUAUCUGUCCCAUUUUUCGAGUAAUAUUUUCUAAAGUUCGAUUCAAAUAUAAGUGUUACCUAAUGUAAAAUUGUUAGAUACUUGUAAUCAUUCUGAGACGGAAGAAAAAAUGUAUGCGAAAUACUAAAGAAAAAGUGUACUAAAAGUAAAAGACACGUUAAGAAAGCCCGCCAGUGGCUACUGCAUAAUCAGUCACGCCUUUAUAAUCCAUGGUAAUAAAUUUCUG
Molecule: messenger RNA, 3152 nt
Organism: Oldenlandia corymbosa var. corymbosa
Lineage: Eukaryota; Viridiplantae; Streptophyta; Magnoliopsida; Gentianales; Rubiaceae
Source: the annotation of a GenBank genome assembly